UCCCAAAAUAUGUCAUUUUUUCAUCUGUUCAAAUGAUGCACACCACCUGUUUGUUGAUUUGCCUAUAGCAGAUGAUCAAACAAAAUAAAAUAAGAAAUAAGAGUACAUUCAAUUCCCCAAAGAUGGUAUUUCGGUUUUCGGUUUUGGAUUUUCUGUUCGUUGAUGCACAUCACCUGUUUGUUAAUUUGCCUCACUGAGAUAGCAGAGUGUAAGAUGAAAGUGAUCAAACAUGAAAAAUAAACAUAUAAUUUUCACUUGUCGGUUCACUGAUGUACACCAACUGUUUGUUGUUUUGUCUCACUGAGAGUUGUAUUUGCAUUGCAAUAUUGUAUAAUCAUGGAAUGUCAAACUUUGAAAAUACAUAUCAAUGUUGCGUGGCAAACUUUGCAUCUUUCGUAAUGUCAAUGGUCAAAGAUGACAAGCUACUUUCCUUUUAUACAUACUAGCUACCAAGCACAAACUGAGCUUCCAACAACAGUUGACUUUCUGAAAAGAAAGACAAAGUUUUGGGGAUAAUGUCUUAGACAUUGCAAGCUUUGUGCUUUCAAAAGUUAAAUGUUCUUUUCAAAUGGGUUAUUUACACACCUUUGUGCUAUUUCUCUCUUGGGUUUGGGUCUGUAAGCAAUUUGGGUCGGCUCGAGACAAUAUCACAGCUACUCAAUCUCUUAGAGACCCUGAAACAUUGGUCUCAAGUAAUUUAAGUUUCAGGUUUGGUUUUUUUGGUCUCAUUAACUCGACAAAUCGCUAUGUUGGAAUCUGGUAUAAUAAGGAGGUUGCUGAUCAUUUAGAAGUGGUAUGGGUAGCCAACAAGGAAAACCCACUUAAUGAUUCUUCUGGGGUGAUCAUGAUAUCUGUGGAUGGAAAUCUUCAACUCUUGGAUGGACAAAACAAGAGCAUUUGGUCUACAAAUUCAACUGCUAAGAAUGAGGUAAAGAAUAACAUUGCUCAAAUUUUAGAUACCGGGAACCUUGUUUUACAGUCAAAUGCCAGUGAGAAUGUCAUGUGGCAGAGUUUUGACCAUCCUAUAGACACAUUGAUGAAGAGUAUGGUAUUAACAUCAGAUGGGAAUAUAAGCACGAAGCCAAUGCUUACAUCGUGGAAGAGCGCUUCAAAUCCAUCAAAUGGACGCUUUACUGCUGGUUUAUAUCGCCGCAGGCUUCCUGAAUUUUUUAUCUGGGAUGGUGAUCGUCCUUAUUGGCGAUCAGGACCUUGGGAUGGUCGUUUGUUUAUGGGAGUUCAAGCUAUGUUCUAUUCAGCGCCGGUUGUUGGAUUUCGUCUUGAAACUGACAGUGAAGGCAUACUUAGGCUAUCAUACUCUUCGGCAAGCCAAAGGGUUACUGAACACUAUGUAUUGACUUAUGAUGGUAUGCUUUCACGAAGAGAUUGGGAAGAUGAUAGAGGAUUUUGGACAGUUCAAUGGCAGUCCCUGCAAUAUGAGUGUGAUGUUUAUGGAAAGUGUGGAGAAUUUGGGAGUUGUAACUCAAAUAAUUCGCCAAUUUGUAGUUGCAUGAGGGGGUUUGAACCAAGGAAUCACCAAGAGUGGAGUGCGGGGAAUUGGAGCAAUGGGUGUGUUCGGAGAACACCUUUGCAGUGUAAGAUUAAAGGAGGGGAAGCAAAUGGAUUUUAUAAAUUAAGAAAUGUGAAAGUGCCAGAUAAUGCUGCGCGACUUGAUUCUGAUGAUGAAGAUGAUUGCAGGAGACAAUGCCUAGGAAAUUGUUCUUGUUCAGCAUUUGCUUACAAUUUAGGUUUUGGGUGUAUGAUCUGGAGUGGAAGCUUGAUUGAUAUAACAGACUUCUCUCCUGUUGGUGUUGAUGUUUUCAUUAGGCUGGCUCAUUCAGAACUAGAUAAAACUAGUAAAUGGAAAGUAAUUAUAGCUGUCAUAGUGAUUAUGGGUACAACCGUGUCAUUUAUUUUUCUGUUCUGUCUUUGGAAGUUGUUGCAUCGGCGAAAUGGUAAGACAGAUGGGAACAAGGAUAGAAAUUGGCAAAAAAUAGGUAAUGCUGAAUUUCAAGAUUUACCAUUGUUGAAGUUUGAAAAUUUGGUUAUUGCAACGGACAACUUUUCGGAAAGCAACAAGCUUGGACAAGGGGGAUUUGGUCCAGUAUACAAGGGAAAAUUUGAAGAUGGACAAGUGGUAGCGGUAAAAAGACUCUCAAGAGCAUCAGGACAGGGCCUACAAGAAUUCAUGAAUGAAGUGGUUGUCAUCUCGAAACUUCAACAUAGAAAUCUUGUGAGACUGUUGGGCUGCUGUGUUGAAGGAGAAGAGAAAUUGUUGGUGUAUGAAUACAUGCCAAAUAAGAGCUUGGAUGCACUCCUUUUUGAUCCCUCUGAUCGGGAGCAAUUGGACUGGAAGCAUCGCUUCAACAUAAUCAAAGCAAUUAGUAGAGGUCUCCUAUACCUUCACAGAGAUUCUAGAUUGAGGAUUAUCCACAGAGAUCUUAAAGCAAGCAACAUUUUGUUGGAUGAUGAUCUCAAUCCUAAGAUAUCAGACUUUGGCAUGGCAAGGAUAUUUGGAGGAAACCAAGACCAAGGUGAUACCAAAAGGAUUGUUGGCACCUAUGGUUAUAUGUCUCCAGAGUAUGCAAUGGAAGGUCGAUUUUCAGAAAAGUCAGAUGUGUUUAGCUUUGGGGUGCUGCUACUAGAGAUCGUAAGUGGAAGAAGAAACAGUAGCUUCAAGGAUGAGGAGUCUUUAGGCCUGAUAGGACAUGCAUGGAAUUUGUGGAAUGAGGACGACAUUUUCUCAUUGAUUGAUCCAGCAAUUUCAGAAUCAACCUUGCAAGCAGAGAUUCUGAGGUGCAUACAUGUAGGACUGCUGUCUGUGCAAGAAUUUCCUGAGGAUAGACCAAGCAUCACCACGGUUGUUUCCAUGUUAGAGAGUGAAGUUACAGGUCUUCCUCAUCCAUUUCAACCUGGAUUUACACUAAGGAGAACUGCUUCUUGGAAUGGAACACAGCAAAAUGACCGUGAUUGUUAUUCAAAUAAUAAUGUUUCAAUUAGUUCUUUAGUUGGUCGGUUCACUCCCUUCUAUUUUUUUCUCCUUACUACUGAAUAUAUGGCUUAUUAUGUCUACUUUGUUAUUCUGUUGCUCUCUUGGGUUUUGUUCUCUGAGUUUGGUUGCGCUCGAAACAAUAUUACAACCACUCAGUCUCUGAGAGACCCUGAUACAAUAGAGUCUAGUGAUGGCAGUUUCAAGUUUGGUUUCUUCAGUUUUAUUAACUCAACGGAUCGCUACGUUGGAAUCUGGUAUAACAAGAAUGUCCGUGAUACAUUAGAAGUGAUGUGGAUAGCCAACAGGGAAAACCCACUUAAUGAUUCUUCAGGAGUGAUCAUAAUAUCUGGGGAUGGAAAUCUUCAGGUCUUGGAUGGACAAAACAAGAGCAUCUGGUCAUCAAAUAUAACAGCAGUUGUUCCUAAAAAUGAAGUUAAUAAUAGUUCAUGUGUUGCUCAGCUUCAAGAUGUUGGGAACCUUGUUUUACUUACAGAUGCUAAUGGGGAUAAUGUGGUAUGGCAGAGUUUUGACCAGCUUACAAACUCAUUGUUACAUCAUAUGAAAUUAAGGUUUGAAGAUAAUCAUACAACUACAACGCCUGUGAUUGCGUCAUGGAACAGUGGUUCAGAUCCAUCUAUUGGCCGUUUUACUGCUGGUUUUAAUCACCGCAGUCUCCCUGAAAUUUUUGUCUGGGAUGGUGAUAUUCCAUAUUGGCGAUCAGGGCCAUGGUAUGGUGAUAUGUUUCUGGGAGUACGAGCUAUGUACAAAUAUGCAGCAGAUGAUGGAUUUCAUAUUGAAAAUGAAAAUGAUGGCACACUUAACCUAUCCUUUUCUUCAACAACUAGAACAGUUACGGAGCACUAUGUAUUGAAUUAUGACGGGCUAUUGUUAAAGAGAUAUUAUAUGGAAGCUGAUGGGGGGGAUUGGCUAAGUUUAUGGAGGUCUCUAGAAUCUGACUGUGAUAUUUAUGGAAAGUGUGGAGAGUAUGGGAGUUGUAACAGAACUCUUUUGUCUAUUUGUAGUUGUUUGCACGGCUUUGAACCAAGGAUUAGCCAAGAAUGGAAUGCAGGGAAUUGGAGUAGGGGGUGUAUACAAAAAAAAUCUUUGCAGUGUGGGACUGUUGGAGGGGAAGAAGAUGGGUUUUUUAAGUACACUAAUAUGAAAGUGCCUGAUAAUGCCGCGUGGUUGUACUCAGAUGAUGAUGGUGAUUGCAGGAAACAGUGCCUUGGAAAUUGUACAUGUUUAGCUUAUGCUUAUUAUCCUGGUUUAGGGUGUAUGGUCUGGAAUAAAACUUUGAUUGACAUACAGGAAUUCCCAUCUGUUGGUGUGGAUCUUUUCAUACGGUUGGCUCAUUCAGAGAUAGCCGAAACUAGUGAGCAGCAACAAGGUAAAGCUAGAAAAACAAAAAUAACUCAUGCAGUGAUGGUUACGAUUGGAAUGGCUACAAUUGUUGUUAUCGUAUACUGUGUAUGGAGGUGGAUGUGUCAAAGAAAUGGAGUAACGACUCUUAUUAGAACUACGGUAAGGAAGACUUUAUUUCAAAACUCCAUGCGUAAAGACGGAACUACUGAAGUUGAAGUUGGUGAUUUACCAGUGUUUGGAUUGGAAAAGUUGGCAAUAGCGACAGACCACUUUCAGGAAUUUAACAAGCUUGGGCGAGGUGGUUUUGGCGCUGUGUACAAGGGAAAAUUAGAUGAUGGACAGGAGAUAGCAGUUAAAAGACUUUCAAAAGCAUCUGGGCAAGGACUUAAAGAGUUCAUGACUGAAGUGUUGGUUGUCUCAAAACUUCAACACAGAAAUCUUGUCAAGCUGCUUGGCUGCUGUAUAGAAGGAGAAGAAAAAAUGCUGGUGUAUGAAUACAUGCCAAAUAAGAGCCUGGAUGCACUUCUCUUUGACCAAACAUAUCAGAAGAUUCUGGACUGGAAAACGCGAUUCAACGUUAUCCUAGGCAUAUGCCGAGGACUUCUUUACCUUCAUCGAGAUUCUAGAUUAAGGAUUAUUCACAGGGAUCUUAAAGCAAGCAACAUUUUGCUGGAUGGCAAUCUCAAUCCUAAGAUAUCAGACUUUGGCAUGGCAAGGAUAUUUGGAGGUAACCAAGACCAAGGUGACACCAAAAGGAUUGUUGGCACCUAUGGUUAUAUGUCUCCUGAGUAUGCUAUGGAAGGUCGUUUUUCAGAGAAGUCGGAUGUGUUUAGCCUUGGGGUACUGUUACUAGAGAUUGUAAGUGGGAGAAGGAACAAUUGCUUCAAGGAAGAGGACUCCUUGAACCUCUUAAGUCAUGCAUGGGAAUUGUGGAAUGAUGGCAAUAUUCUGUCACUGAUUGAUCCAGCAAUUUCAGAAUUAACUUUCCAUGCAGAAAUUUUGAAGUGUGUACAACUAGGACUACUAUGCGUGCAAGAGUUUCCUGAUGAUAGACCGAGUGUUUCUAUGGUUCUUUCGAUGAUUGAGAGUGAGGUUACUGAUCUACCUUGUCCAUCUCAACCUGGCUUUACACAAAGAAGAGAUGCUUCUUUUUAUAAAGCUCAACUAAAUGAUCAUGAAAAUGGUUCUGUUAACCCUGUUUCUAUUACUGCCUUAAGUGGUCGAUAACUGCUGUUUUGGGCAGCUGCGUGGUGUAUGUUGUCAUUUGUAUUCAGUGACCAUAUUUCUGACAGGAAAUAAUUCUUGUCAGAGAUCAUACGAAGUAUGAAUUUGGAGAUAUAGACAUUGCCAGCUUUCAGUUCCUCGUUGCUUCUCUUUGACUUCUUAAUUGUUAAUCAUACAUGAAACUGUUGUAAGCAUGACUUCCUUUUGUGGAUUAUGUGCCAAAUAUUCUGCACUUUACAUUA
This is a messenger RNA of Chenopodium quinoa (quinoa), 5817 nucleotides long. RefSeq lists its product as uncharacterized. Lineage: Eukaryota; Viridiplantae; Streptophyta; Magnoliopsida; Caryophyllales; Amaranthaceae. The transcript has 14 exons. Bases 569 to 5578 code for a protein of 1669 amino acids. The record is from RefSeq and is a predicted model, not a curated record. Gene Ontology annotation, molecular function: protein kinase activity; ATP binding. Gene Ontology annotation, biological process: protein phosphorylation; recognition of pollen.